Messenger RNA from Labrus mixtus (cuckoo wrasse), 2325 nucleotides. RefSeq names its product kelch-like protein 41b. The transcript is spliced from 6 exons. The coding region runs from base 192 to 2003 and encodes 603 amino acids. Lineage: Eukaryota; Metazoa; Chordata; Actinopteri; Labriformes; Labridae. Gene Ontology annotation, molecular function: protein binding. The record is from RefSeq and is a predicted model, not a curated record.
ACAGGCAGGGGGCAGAGGGAGCUAAAUUUAGAGAGAGGUGGGGUUACAUUGCAGGGUCUUCACAGUGGCAGCCCUUUCUGUGCCCUGCCUUUUCCAGCCAGGACCGACUGCCAACAGGACCCGUGGCCUCCGACUCCUUCCUCUUUCCACAGACCCCCUUGUUCACCCGACGUUUCCCCUCCUGACUCGCCAUGGACCCCAACGCCAUCAAGGAGGAGCUGCGCCUGUUUCAGAGCACCCUGCUCCAGGACGGGCUGAAGGAGCUGCUCAAUGAGAAUAAGUUUGUGGACUGCACCCUGAAGGUGGGCGACCGCAGCUUCCCCUGCCACCGGCUCAUCAUGGCCGCCUGCAGCCCUUACUUCAGGGAGAUCUUCUUCACAGAGGAUGGGAAGGAGGUGGAGAACACCAAGGAGGUGGUUCUGGAGGAUGUCAACCCCUCCAUCCUGGAUAUGAUCAUCCAGUACCUCUACUCUGCUGAGAUUGAUCUCACAGAUGACAAUGUGCAGGAUAUUAUUGCUGUGGCUAACAGAUUCCAGAUCCCUUCUGUCUUCACUGUUUGUGUCAACUACCUUCAGAAGAAGCUGUCCCUAAGCAACUGCUUGGCCAUUUUCAGGAUGGGCCUGGUUCUCAGCUGUCCAAGACUCGCGGUGGCUGCACGCAACUUCGUCGCAGACCGUUUUGAGCUCCUCUACAAAGAAGAGGAGUUCUUGAAGCUCGCAGCGCAUGAACUGUUCGCCGUCAUUGGUGGGGACUCGCUGAAUGUGGGGAAGGAGGAAUUGGUGUUUGAGUCGGUCAUGGCCUGGGUUCGUCAUGACAAGGAGCGCGUCAAGGUCCUGAAGGAUGCUUUCAACUGCAUCCGCUUCCGCCUGCUGCCAGAGAAGUACUUCAAGGAAAAGGUGGAGACGGAUGAGUUCAUCAAGGCCGAUCCAGAGCUCCAGAAGAUGCUCCAAGUCAUCAGGGACGCCUACAAGGGGAAACUUCCAGAGACACCCAAGAAGAAAGAGGGGGAGGAGGGGGCGGAAGGAGGUGAUGAGGAAAGCCUGUUCCCUGGAUAUCUGAAUGACAGCCGCAGACAUGGCAUGUUCGGACGGGACUUCAUUCUGAUGAUUAAUGAUACAGCCGCAGUGGCGUACGAUGUCAUUGAGAAUGAGUGCUUCCUGGCAGCCAUGGCAGAGCAGAUCCCACGUAACCACGUCAGCCUGGCAUCAGAGAAGGACCAGCUCUACAUCAUUGGGGGACUGUUUGUAGACGAGGAAAACAAAGCUCUACCCCUGCAAUGUUACUUCUACUUGUUGGAUCCAUUGACAUCAGAGUGGGUCGCCCUGCCGCCCAUGCCUUCCCCAAGAUGCCUCUUCAAUAUCGGAGAGAGCAACAACCUGCUGUUUGCCGUGGCAGGAAAAGACCUCCAGACCAACGAAUCCCUGGACACUGUGAUGUGCUACGAUGUCGAGAAAAUGAAGUGGAGUGAGACCAAAAAGCUUCCUCUGAAGAUCCACGGCCAUGCUGUUGUCUCCCACAAAGGACUGGUGUACUGCAUUGGAGGAAAGACAGAUGACAACAAAGCCCUCAACAAGAUGUUUGUGUACAACCACAAGCAGUCAGAAUGGAGGGAGAUGGCGGCCAUGAAGACUCCCAGAGCCAUGUUCGGAGCCGUCGUCCACGACAACAAGAUCGUGGUGACUGGUGGGGUCAACGAGGAGGGCCUCACUAAUAUAUGUGAAGCUUACGACUUCACUGCAAACAAGUGGGAGCCCUUCACAGAGUUCCCCCAGGAGAGGAGCUCUGUCAACUUACUGAGCAAUGGCGGCUCCCUGUACGCCGUGGGCGGCUUCGCUAUGGUUGAGACAGAGAAUAAGGAGGUGGCUCCCACAGAGGUCACUGACGUCUGGCAGUAUGAGGACGAUAAGAAGCAGUGGAGUGGCAUGCUGAGGGAGAUGCGUUACGCUGCCGGCUCCUCCUGUGUGUCCAUUCAUCUCAAUGCAGCCAGGAUGCCCAAACUGUAGACAAACAAAUUUCUUUAUUUCUAAACACUCGAACAAGACCUCCUGACACCCCCUCCCCCCUUCUCCCCCAGCGAGCUGCCUCCGAGGCGUCUCAUCCUCUGCGCUCGGAUUUCUGUGUGUCGAGUUGAUCUUUGACAUAAAUAUUUUCUCUGAACUCAGAUGAUUUUAUCUGUACUAUAAACACUCAGUUCUGCUGCCUCUUCAAAGACUGCACCAUCCCCACAGUAUUGAUAAAAAGAAGCCACUAUUUAGAUUGAUCUAUAAAACACUGUUCACAUAGUUUCUUGCUCUUCUUUUGUAAAAUAAACCUUGAAAAAAUCUG